Molecule: messenger RNA, 9856 nt
Organism: Gopherus evgoodei (Goodes thornscrub tortoise)
Lineage: Eukaryota; Metazoa; Chordata; Testudines; Testudinidae
Gene: NBEAL1
Product: neurobeachin like 1
Biological process (GO): intracellular protein localization
Cellular component (GO): cytosol; membrane
Molecular function (GO): protein kinase binding
Source: RefSeq, a predicted model, not a curated record
UUUGUGGCCAGGUCUCUGCCCGCUUGCCCUUUAUCGGCUCUUAUCAGUUUGUAACCCUCCGAGGUCAAUUAUCCACAUUAAUAUUGUUUGUCUCUUUUCCCCCCCUACACCUCCAAGACUGUUGUAUUUUCUGCCUUGUAGCUUUAUCCUUUUUUUUUUUCCUGUUUAACUCAGCUGCAAAACACAAGAUCAUGAAGGUUGUAAACCAAUUGGUUCCUUGUUAGAGUGUCACUGAUAAGAGAAAUAGAGAUUGUCUCUACCUAGUUCUUGAGGUCUCCAGUGUUUAAAUAUGGAUUUCUCUCCCACAACAUAAGCCUGAAAAGUUUAUUUUUGCUCUCCGAGGUUAAUACUGAAGUGCCAUUGAUGAAGAGGAGCUACUUGACAGUUGCCUUUGACUGUUUGAAUUGUGCAGCAUUGUUUACCCAGGAGGUACACUGAGAUCCAUUUUUUUUCAUCCUUGACAUUGUUUCCACCUGGAGUAUGACAGAAUUCUGAUACAAAAGCAAAAACAUACGGGGGGAACAAUUCGGAAUAUAAACUAAGCAUGGUAGGAUCUUGAACACAAAUUGCUGUAAAAGAAGAGAAGAGGAGGUGAAGGAAUGGCAUCCAGAGAGAGGCUGUAUGAACUUUGGAUGCUUUAUUGUAACAAGAAAGACCCAGAUUAUUUGCAGCUUUGGCUGGACAGUUUUGUUUCUAGCUAUGAACAAUUUCUGGAUGUGGACUUCGAGAAACUUCCCACGAGGGUGGAUGAUGUACCUCCUGGAAUAUCACUACUUCCUGAUAACAUUCUGCAGGUCCUGAGGCUUCAGCUGCUACAAUGUGUCCAAAAAAUGUCAGAUGGACUAGAGGAGGAACAACAAGCCCUAUCACUUUUACUUGUCAAAUUCUUUAUUAUCCUUUGCAGAAAUCUGGCUAAUGUGGAAGAAAUUGGGACUUGCUCCUACAUUAACCAUAUCAUCACCAUGACUACACUCUACAUUCAGCAGUUAAAAAGCAAAACUAAAGAGAAAGAAGUGGCAGAUCAGUCACUUAUAGAAGAGUUUGUAAGACACGCAUUGGCUUUUUGUGAAAGUCUCUAUGAUCCGUAUCGAAACUGGAGGCAGCAAAUUGCAGGGCGAAUCCUGAGUAGUGUUGAAAAGAGCAGACAGAAGUAUAAACCUGCUUCCCUCACAGUGGAAUUCAUCCCUUUCUUUUACCAAUGCUUUCAAGAAAGUGAACAUCUCAAGGAAAGCCUGAAGUGUUGUCUGCUACAUCUCUUUGGAGCCAUUGUAGCUGGUGGACAGAGAAAUGCUCUUCAAGCCAUAUCUCCUGCCACCAUGGAAGUCUUGAUGCGUGUUUUGGCAGACUGUGACACCUGGGAUGAUACGGAUCCUGAGGAAGUGAGCAGGAAGGCAGAGCUGACUCUUAAGUGCCUGACAGAAGUAGUGCAUAUCCUUCUCACCAGUAGUUCAGACCAGCGGCAAGUGGAGACCAGUACCAUACUGGAGAACUACUUCAAAUUGCUUAAUUCAGACCAUUCAGCGUUGCCUAACUCCAGGAGAUCUAGGCAGUGGGAGAAUAGGUUCAUUGCACUACAGAUCCAAAUGCUGAACACCAUCACAGCCAUGUUAGACUGCACUGAUAGGCCUGUUCUGCAGGCCAUUUUCCUUAAUAGUAACUGCUUUGAGCAUCUCAUCCGACUGCUGCAGAACUGCAAGGUAUUUCAGGGACAACUAGACUGCUUGGCAGUAUCCACCAUUCAAGCCCUUACAGCAGUGUUGCACAAAUCUCCAGCUGCUAAGGAGGUCUUUAAAGAGCGGAUUGGUUAUGCACAUAUCUAUGAAGUACUAAAAUCUCUGGGUCAGCCCUCGCGAGAGUUGCUUGAAGAACUUAUGAAUAUGGCUGCUGAAGGUGAUCACAUGUCUGUCGGAAUUUUGGGCAUUAGCAAUGUCCAGCCCUUAUUGCUGCUUAUCCAGUGGCUUCCAGAGCUAGAGUCACAUGACCUGCAGAUCUUCAUCUCAAAUUGGUUGAAGCGAAUCUGCUGUAUUAACAGGCAGAGUCGUGCCACGUGUGUCAAUGCAAACAUGGGCAUCCGCAUCAUUGAGACGUUAAACUUCCACUCUUCACUCCAUCGCACUUGUGCUGAGAACCUGAUUGCCCUCCAGGGUUCUUUGGGAAGUCAAUCAAUGAGCUCUGAAGAACUGCAUCGACUAAUACGACUCUUGAGGACUAAUGAACCAAAGCAGUCUCACCCUUACGUCAUCCCUGUGAUACGUGCAAUUCUGGCAAUGGCUCGGAAGCAAGGCCUGGACAGUGCGAUGCAAUAUUUCAAUUUGUCUCCCAGCAUGGCAGGAAUUGCUGUGCCACCUAUUCACAAAUGGCCAGGCUCUGCAUUUUCCUUCAAUGCUUGGCUAUGCCUAGACCAGGACCAAGUUACACCUGACAUCACAAGCAAAGGAGGAGGCAAGAGGAAGCAACUAUACAGCUUUUUUACAGGAAGUGGGAUGGGUUUCGAGGCCUUCAUUACCUACUCUGGAACGCUGGUGGUUGCAGUUUGCACAAAGAGAGAAUAUGCAACAGUGAUGCUGCCAGAGCAUUGUUUUUGUGAUUCCCUCUGGCACAACAUAACUAUUGUUCAUAUGCCUGGAAAGAGGCCCUUUGGUCAAAGCUUUGUCUGCAUCUACGUCAAUGGACAACAGAAGAUCUCUGCCCCACUUAGAUUUCCUGCCAUGAAUGAACCUUUUACUUCUUGCUGCAUUGGUUCAGCUGGUCAGAGGACAACCACUCCUCCUCCAUCUCAGAUACCGGACCCACCCUUCUCCUCCCCUAUUACGCCUCAUCGAACAUCUCUAGGUGGGAUUCUCUCUCCAGCUAGUUGGGGCGGACUGCUUGGGAAAUCAGAGUUGAUCACCAAGCUGAUCUCUGCGGGUACCCAGGACAGUGAAUGGGGAUGUCCAACAUCACUGGAGGGCCAGCUUGGGUCAGUUAUCAUCUUCCAUGAAGCACUGCAGCCCUCUCAGGUGAAAGCUUUAUAUUUGGCAGGCCCAAACUGUUUAACUCCAUGGAAAUCCCAAGAGUCUGAAGUGGCAGAUCUGCCCAGUAAAGUGCUUCUUCACUAUACACCCAAGGCCUGCAGAAACCCAAUCUGCCUUGACCUGUCCACAAAUCUUUUACAUGGAAGACUAACUGGAAACAAAGUAGUGAACUGGGACGUCAAGGAUAUGAUAAAUUGUAUUGGUGGAUUGAAUGUGCUGUUUCCAUUACUGGAGCAGAUCAGUUUUCUAAGUGGACAGGUGCCUGAGAGGUCUGAAGGGGAAACUAUACCUCAGGAACUGGUGACUCCAGUAGAGGGAGACUGGAUAGUGUUAUCAUCUACAAAGGCUUCAGAUGCUCGUCUAGAGAAGAAUAUUAUUGCAACUUUCAUCUUGAUGAUAAAGCACUUUACAAGACACCCUAUUAACCAAGAUAAUCUCAUUCUCCAUGGAGUUGCUACCCUAGGAGCCUUGUUACAGAAGGUACCAGGCAGCUUGAUGGAUGUGAAUGUACUGAUGGCUCUGCAGUUAUUGAUAGAACAGGUCUCUGUGGAAAAAAAUGUGCAACUUUUGCAACAGAUGUAUCACAUUACUUUUGACUUUAGUAUCUGGAACCGUGGAGACUUCCCUUUCCGGAUUGGACAUAUACAGUACCUUUCCACAAUCAUCAAAGACAGCAGGAGGCUCUUCAGAAAGAAGUAUGGAGUGCAGUUUCUACUAGACACACUCAGGAUUUAUUAUGGUAGUGGCUAUAAAGACAGUGACUUAGCUCCAGAUGACCUCAGAACAAUACAAACAUUCCUAUAUGGACUGAUCAAAUAUUUCCUAAGCAAAGGUGGGACACAUGAAGAAAUACAGAGCAUCAUGGGAUAUAUAGCUGCGACCAGUGAAGAGGAACAGCUCCGUGGGAUUCUUGAUGUACUCUUCAGCCUACUUCAUACAAGCCCAACCCGGGACCAGCUUUUCUUGUUACUUUUUGAACCAGGAAAUGCUGAUAGUCUCUAUGCUCUGUUACUGAAUCAGAGAUAUUCUGACAGGCUAAGGGAACUUGUAUUCAAGAUUGUAGAGCAGAUGCUGAAAUGUACUAAAGUCUAUGAACGGAGUAAACAACGUAUGAGACUCAGAGACGUGGGAUACUCUGGGCUAGGGCUCCUUCUGAAUGAAUCCCCAGUUAUCAUUUCUCUUAUUAAAAAUCUUCUUAACCAAAUUCUGUAUGCAGAUCCUGUUGUGAAUUACAGAGACCUCGUAGCUGUGGUGCACCUGUCUCAUAGAGCAGAUAUAAAUGUUAGAGUGGCCAUCUGCAAAAAGGUUUUACAGCUUUUACAUUCCCAGCCGGAUGCAGCACAGCAGAUUUCUCAACAGCUAGCCUGGCAGGAGACAUUGGUUAGACUAUUCCUAAAAGAAAACUCCGACAUCAGCAAUGAACUUAAAGAGAGCAGGACUGACUAUACAAAGGAAAAUGAAAAACAAGUUCCUCCUGAAGAGCUUCGGAAAUGCUAUCCUGAUCCGGCAGAGCGGGGGAAAGCUGGUAGCUUUGCUUCAGUUAAUGGUUCAUAUGAUCAGUGGAGCGUGGAAGACAGCAAAUCUUUAGCUGUCACCAGCUGUUUUUCUGGUACAUUGCUGGAAGGUACUUCUGUGGAUGAGAUGACUUUCAGGUCAGAGGAUCAAGAAGAUUUAUGGCACAGUAAUCCUUCACAUUUGCGUUUAGAUCUGUCUAGCAUGGACUCUUAUGAGCUGGCUGAUAGUGGGAAUCGAAUGACAGAGAGCCUAUCCAGCACACCAUCACCCAUUGAAAAUUCAAAGCCAUUCUCUGAUCAGCCUGACAAAGAAUCAGGCAUCAUCAAUGAUAUGGGAUUCAGCGUUGAUCUUUCGUUAUUUGAAAACCAAGUAGGAUCUGAAGAGGAGCUCAUACAGUUGCUCACAGAUGUCCUGCUCUGUGUGAUGUGGAAAGGUUUAGAAAGGUUUGAUGAUGCUGUCUGGAUUGAGAGGGGACAGGUGUUUUCUGCACUUACCAAACUGGGGAUAUCUAAUGAGUUACUGCAACCUUCUGAUGAAAUAAAACUCAACUUGCUAGAGAAGAUGUUGGAAUGGACAGUCACUGAUAACAGAGACACGAAAGCUCUUCCGACACAUGCUGAAAAUGCCUUCCGGCUCCUGCUCAUUGUACAGGACUUUUUACAGGCAGAAGGGCUAGUUAAUUCAAACUUAUGGACAGAAAAGCUUUUAGAAGAGCUGGUGACACUCAUUGACAGCCUGUCACUCUGGUACUCUGCUGGCCCAGAAUGGAUCAAGCUCUCUCAAGUGCAGGUCCAGUUGCUCCUUGGAUUCAUCGGACAAGAUAACUUACAGGUUUGUGCUAUGGCAGCAGCCAAGCUAAACACCCUUCUUCAGACCAAAGUAAUUGAAAGCCAAGCUGAGGCAUGCUAUCUCUUGGGGAAGUUGGAAGGCAUCCUGAGUAGAUCAAUCAAAGAGAAGACAGAAACAUACACAUUCUUGAUUCCCCUUGUUCGAACGCUGGUAUCCAAAGUUUACCAACUUCUCUUCAUGAACCUGCACCUACCCUCGUUGCCGCUCACCAAUGGCAGCCCCUCUUUCUUUGAGGACUUCCGAGAGUAUUGCAGCUCUGAUGAAUGGCAAGUUUAUAUUGAUAAAUAUAUUAUUCCAUAUAUGAAACAGUAUGAAGUCAAUACAUUCAGUGAUGGUCAUGAACAUAUGGCGCUUUAUUGGAAAGACUGUUAUGAAGCAUUAAUGGUGAAUAUGCAUAAGCGAGACCGAGAACGAGGAGAAAGCAAGCUCAAAUUUCAGGAGUGUUUUGUGGAGCCAUUUAACCGAAAGGCACGUCAGGAGAACCUGCGUUAUAACAGCAUGCUAAAACAGCUUAAUGGUCAACACACCGCUACUCUGAGGCAGUGGAGAGCAGCCCAACUUUACCUGACUUGCGAACAGGGCCCCUGGGCCGAAAGGAAACAGAAUCCCAUUCACUGGAAACUUUCAAAUGUGGAAAACUACUCGCGUAUGAGGUUAAAACUAGUGCAAAAUUACAAUUUCAAUUCCCAUCAGGAGGCCAGUGACCUGAGAGACAAUUUAGGGAUGCAGCAGACACAGCCAUCUAGUGAGUCACUGCUCCUGGAGGUGGUGAAGCAGGUGAAAGUUAGUGACAUGGAGGAUGAUAUACUUGAACUGCCAGAAGAGGACGCAACUGCUGGUGCAAGCAUGGAUGAAAAGGAGGAGCAGGGUCAGAAAGAAAAAUUGGUACUGUCUGAAGAAUGUGAACUCAUUACACUAAUUGAUGUAAUACCUGGCAGACUGGAGGUCACUACGCAGCACAUCUGCUUCUAUGAUGGCAGCAUUGAAAAAGAGGAAGGAGUAGGUUUUGAUUUCAAAUGGUCCCUUUCUCAAAUUCGAGAGAUACACUUGCGCCGAUACAACUUGAGGCGGUCAGCCUUGGAGAUCUUCCUCACUGAUCAGACCAACUACUUCCUUAACUUCAGUAAGGAGGUGAGAAACAAAGUGUACAGUCAAAUCUUGUCACUCCGUUCUCCAAAUAUUUAUGGGACCAGAUCUCCACAGGAACUGUUUAAAGCUUCAGGCUUGAUGCAGAAAUGGGUGAACAGAGAAAUAUCAAACUUUGACUAUCUCAUUCAAUUGAACACCAUGGCGGGACGAACUUACAAUGACCUUGCCCAAUAUCCUGUGUUUCCUUGGGUCUUGCGAGAUUACACAUCAGAAGAGUUGGACUUGAAUAAUCCUGCUGUCUUUAGGGAUCUAUCCAAACCCAUUGGGGUGGUGAAUGAAAAGAAUGCCAAAGCUGUGCAAGAAAAAUAUGAGAAUUUUGAGGAUCCUCUUGGGACUAUUGACAAGUUUCACUAUGGUACUCACUACUCAAAUGCUGCUGGUGUCAUGCAUUAUCUCAUUCGAGUAGAGCCUUUCACCACACUGCAUAUCCAGCUUCAGAGUGGCAGGUUUGACUGUGCAGAUCGGCAGUUCCAUUCCAUUCCUGCAGCCUGGCAAGCCCUUAUGGAUAACCCAAAUGAUGUGAAGGAGCUUAUCCCAGAGUUCUUCUACUUCCCAGAGUUCUUGGAGAAUCAAAAUAAGUUUAACUUGGGUCGGCUACAAAUCUCCAAAGAGGUAGUGAAUGAUGUUGUUCUCCCAAAAUGGGCCAAGUCACCUGAAGACUUCAUUUGUAAACACAGGAAAGCAUUGGAGUCUGAGUAUGUCUCUGCUCAUCUCCAUGAAUGGAUAGAUCUGAUUUUUGGCUACAAACAGAGGGGACCAGCUGCAGUGGAGGCGCUCAAUGUGUUCUAUUACUGUACUUACGAAGGAGCUGUGGAUUUAGAUGCCUUAACAGAUGAGAAGGAAAGAAAAGCUUUAGAAGGGAUGAUUAAUAAUUUUGGACAAACACCCUGUCAGCUGCUGAAGGAGCCUCAUCCUGCGAGAUUAUCUGCAGAGGAGGUACUACAGAGACAGACCAAAAGUGACAGCUCAACCCUGAAUCUGUUCCAGCAUCUCCCUGAACUUAAGUCAUUCUUUGUAGAGGGUAUCAGUGAUGGUGUUCCCAUUGUCAAGGCUGUUGUUCCCAGGAACCAGUCACGUUCCUUUAUGUCUCAAGGGAGCCCAGAGAUCCUGGUGAUAGCAAGUCUGAACUGCAUUAUUGGAACCCACGGGUGGCUACCAUAUGAUAGAAAUAUCUCCAACUAUUUUACGUUCAUCAGAGAUCCAACUGUGACAAAUCCCAAAACCCAACGUAGCAUAAGUGGUCCUUUCACUCCAGGGCUAGAGAUCACCUCUAAACUGUUUGUAGUGUCCCAUGAUGCAAAGUUGCUGUUCAGUGGAGGGCACUGGGACAAUAGCAUUAGAGUGACAUCGCUCACAAAGGGCAAAUUAAUUGGACAGCAUGUCAGACACAUGGAUAUCGUGACCUGUUUGGCUAUAGAUUUCUGUGGAAUCCAUUUAAUUUCAGGUUCCAGAGACACAACGUGUAUGAUAUGGCAAAUAGUUCAGCAAGGAGGCGUUCCUGUAGGCCUGGCACCUAAACCCUUGCAGAUUCUGUAUGGACAUACUGAUGAGGUAUCCAGUGUUAGCAUCAGCACUGAACUGGACAUGGUGGUAUCUGGAGCCAGGGAUAGCACUGUGAUUAUCCAUACUAUUCGGAAAGGUCAGUACAUGAGGACUUUGCGACCACCUUGUGAAAGUUCCCUUCUGCUGACUGUUCCCAACCUGGCUGUAUCCUGGGAAGGACACAUAGUUGUCCACACCAGUAUAGAAGGAAAGACUACUCUGAAGGAUAAGAAUGCAUUACAUCUCUAUUCUGUGAAUGGGAAGUAUUUGGGCUCUGAGAAUCUAAAGGAGGAAGUGUCAGACAUGUGUGUGACUGGUGAAUAUAUCGUGAUGGGGAGCCUACAAGGAUUCCUUUCCAUUCGAGAUCUCUAUAGCCUGAAUCUCAGCAUCUCCCCUUUAGCCAUGCGACUGCCAAUUCGCUGCAUUUCUGUUACCAAAGAAUACAGCCACAUCCUUGUAGGCUUGGAGGAUGGCAAGUUGAUUGUCGUUGGUGUUGGCAAGCCAGCUGAGAUGCGCUCAGGUCAGCUUUCCCGAAAGCUGUGGGGAUCAAGCAAACGGCUCAGCCAGAUUUCAUCGGGAGAGACUGAAUAUAACACUCAAGAUUCCAAGUGAUUGCUGCUCCUGAAUUCUCUCAUGGAUUCCAGAAAUUUGUUUAGUCUUUUGGUCACUCUAAACAUAUCUCUCAACUUUCUGAUGAGUGUUUCAGGGAUUUAUUCUUGACAGUCAGUUGAAGACCAACAUAUGGUAGAGGUACAGUAAUUUACAUAUGCACACAUGCAAAUUAGCCCACAAUUGCUCUUAUUACUUUUUUUCCUAAUCACAUUGAUUUGGUAGCAGUAGAACUCUUUCUAGAUUAUGUGCUGGAACUGAGUUUCAGAAGAAGACCUCUAAGUGCAUUAAAACACAAAUGAUAUCAUAUACAGGUGAAUAAUGCUAGAUGUUCCUCUCUUGCUUGGAAGAUAUUAACUCAAAUUCAAGGAAAACAUCCCAUUCUCAUCUUACAUCUUUGUAAUUCCAGGAUCAUAAACUUAAAAUUCCUUCAACUGCAGAUAUACCGAUAAAAUUGGGACAGUUGAGAGUUAUGACUUCAAAUACAUACUUCAGACCAAUCAGCUUGCCGUGUACUACUGUAAAUGAAUAUUAAUAAUCCUCUCUUGCAUGGCUCCUGAGAGAAUCCCUUUGAGAAUGUUCUGCAGGGAGCACCUCAAUGGCACUACUUGAUUGUCAGAAAUUGUUUAACUGACGUACAAAAAUGAAUUAUAACCUUGUAAGAAUUGGGGUAGGGUGAAUAUUUGCUGCAGAACAUUCUUUGUUGUUUGGCAAAGCAACACACACAUUUAGAAAAUCCCUUGCAUGUUCUAAGGCCUCAUAUUAAUACAGAGGGAAUGAGAAUCACAUUUCCAUGUCUGUCAAGAUUGAGUUGUUUUUCAUUAAUAGCAUAAUUACUUCAAACCGAAAUGUCUAAUGUCCACAUUAAGAUCACCUGAAAAACUUUGCAUCAUAAUUUACAUUUUCCAUACCUUGUUUCUUGACUGUGUAUUUGUCAGACAAGUAACCUGGUUUAGCCAUAUUCAUGUUGCUGGAAAAGUUAGUAGAAAAAUCCAGGUACUAUAUGCAUAUGAGGGAGAGGAAGACAUCACAGCCCUGCAUAUACUGUAAACAGGAGCGGUGCAGGGUUUUUUGGCGCCUUAGGCGCAGGGCCAGCUCGCUGGUUCCGCGCCUCCGAUGGACCUCCCACAGGCAUCCCUGCGGACGGUCCGCUGGUCCCGCGCCUCCGGUGGACCCGC